AUGAAUUUAGACACGGGAAGCGCUCAUGCUUUUCCUUAUGGUCCUCAGCAACAGCAGACAUUAGCGAGAGGAAUUUCGUUAACAACACAGACAUUGCAGAAUCCUCCACCAAUCCUUCUUGAACUCGAGGAACUUGUUAAGCGACUUGCUGAUGUCACUCAACGUGAUGAUCUCAGACUUAAAGCUCUUCAGGAAAUAAGCAGCAAUUACGAGGAUCUUUCCAAUACACCAGUGUAUCAGCCACUUUCAGAAUGUUUGAUUAGAAUAUUUCUGAAAGUUUUUCAAGAUACUGCUCCUCAGUUUAUUGGUGAAAAUAAUACACAGCAAUUGCGUAAAUUAAUGCUAGAGAUGCUUUAUCGAAUGGGUUGUAGUGAAACUAUAAAAUCAUAUUUAAAAUUGCUGCAUACAUUAUUAUCAAAAGCAAUCAUAUCAGAAAAUGAAGAAAAUGCUAUCACAGCUAUUAAAGUAAUGUGCGAACAUCUGCGAGUACUUCGACCUGUUUUUACUUGUGAGGUCAUGAUGAUAAUCAAUCAUUUAAAAGCAGUUUACAUGGAUAUGGCCCAACAUAUUACAGUUUAUCGAAUGUUCGAACAACAAGGUGAACUUCGUCCUUGCAACACUAUUGCAGAUUUUAUUCCUGUAGUUGUAAAUUACAUCAAUUUAUCUAUACCAAACGAUCAACGAUCGUCUACGACAUUCAACACUACUUUAGCAGAAGACUUUUACACUUCUCAGAUUCGGGCAUUAACGUUUUUAAGUUAUAUAUCUCGUACUCCUUUGUUUAAUGCUAAUGAAAUAAUGUUUGUGAAUGGACCAGCAAUUGUGGAUGCUUGUUUCAUGUUAAUGAGAGAAUGUCCACCCGACGCUUUAUCUAUGCGACGGGAUAUUAUCUCAUCGCUGAAAAAUUUCUUUCAAGGUGAUAUGAGACUUAAAUUCGUUGCACAUGUACCAAAACUUCUUCUUGAUUCAUUGGUGCUCGGUACUGGAUAUACAGUGAAUGAUCAACUGAGGCAAACAGUUAUGCCAAUCCUUGCCGAUGUAAUCCAUAAUAUUCGUAUGCAUUUACCAUAUAGUGUGUUAAUCUCCUGUGCUCAUAAAUUUUCAAAAAUUGUCCUGGAUAUUACUUCAUUACCUUACACAAAAGCAAUGGCUUCGAGACUUAUGGUUAAUCUUGUUGAUGCUUUUACUAUGGCAGAAAGAAGUAAUUCUGAAAAUCCAUGCCGCGAUUUAUUUUUCGCAGUUCUCGAUACAUUCAGUCGAAAGCUGAAAAUCAUUGCGCAAUAUCAUAUUCCAUUAUUGAUACACAAAAAUGUUAAUACACUUAUUUGUUUCCGAUUGAAAGGUGAUCACAUUCCUCAGAAAAAAUGGGAAAUUCGCGAAUUUCUGUUGGCAGAAGAAAAAAAAGAUACUUCUGUUACUGAGAAAGAAUUAAAGAAAAUGUGUGAAGAUCUUGGAAUUGACGGAGAUCAGUUUAUUUUUUCUGCUGAAAAUUGUGAUCUACAACAAUGUGAUACUGUUCCAGAAAGACAGUCAAAAUGUCAGCUGAAUUCGUCGGUUAAAAUUGAAAAGAACGAAGCUCCAAAUGAAAUAAUGAAUCAUUACUGGGCUUAUGGAGCGAUACCAAUGAAUUACCAAGAUGCGAAGAAUUUAAUUAAAGUGUCUAUUAUGGGGUGUAAGCACAUUACCCAUGGAUUGCGAGAAACUCACGCCACUACAAAUACCAUCUCAGUGAAACAACAGGUUAAAAUUUAUGAUCGCAUCUUUCGCUAUGGUGUUCGAUGCCUUGGUAUUUAUGCGAUUACUAACAUCCCAUCUACUCCAUUUAAUUCUGCUACUUUUCAAAGAAUAGCAAACGGAACACGAUCUAAAGAAGAAAAAGAAGUAUUAGAUAUGUUUGGAUCAAUUUUUAGUUUAAUUGAGAUUGGAGUAUUCAAGGAAAUAAUGUCGAACAACAUAGAGUAUUUUGUGGAACAUAUUGCUCAUAAUUUCGCUCUUCAAAUGGUUUUCAAUUCAUUUUUUGUAAAUGCUUCUACAUCGGCUGCUUUUGGCAAUAUUGUGAUGAGUUAUUUAAUGGAUAGACUACCCGAUAUGGCAGGCAAGCCUGUUUUUCUCCUUUUUUUUCCAUAUUUGCAUGAAAUGGUGCAUAGAGCAAUGCAAUACGCUUUACGCGGUCGUGAGCCCAUCAAUUAUUUUUUACUUCUUCGAGCACUUUUCAGGUCUAUUGGUGGAGGUAGUUAUGAGCAACUUUACCAAUCAUUUUUGCCCCUUUUACCUUCUUUGCUACAGCAGUUAAAUAGAUUACAAAGUGGUAUUCAUCGCCGUCAGUUGCGCGAGUUAUUUGUGGAAUUGUGUUUAACCGUUCCAGUGAGACUUUCUUCAUUAUUACCUUAUAUGCCGCUUCUAAUGGAUCCUUUGGUUUAUGCUUCAAAUGGCUCUCCAACACUGAUACAGCAGGGGUUACGUACUCUCGAACUAUGUGUGGAUAAUCUAGCUCCAGAAUAUUUACAAGAACAUAUAGCUCCUGUUAAAGCCCAGUUAAUGCAUGGAUUGUGGAAAGCUCUUUCUUUAAAUGAUUCACUUAUACAAUUAUUCGCUUUGAGGAUAUUAGGAAAAUUUGGCGCUUCUAAUAGAAAUGUGAUGUGUGAACCUCAAGAAUUAAUUUACACCUGUGAAACGUCUUCUUGCAGACCAUCUUUUCAGUUGGUAUUUCAACGUAGUAUACCUACAGUGAUUGUUCCUGACGAGGAUUGUGGUUCCCCACUUUUUUGUGAGUUGCAUCUGGCUGAAAUCGUCAGUGCUUGUCUAGAGCAUUUGAGAUCUUUAAUAUACACCGAUAUGAAUUCGCCACUUGCCGUAUCCUCAUCGCUUCCUGUUCCACCUUUACCAUCAUCGCUUGCUAUUCGACGACACUCAUUUAAAAUUGUCAGAGGAAUCAUUCUUUGUGCUUUAUUACCGCUAAAUAAAGAAAUUCUUAUUAAUUCAACAAUAAAGCUGCAAAUUACAAAUCAUUUUAAGAAUUUCGGGAAAGAUAUAUACGAAGAGAAGCGCUUCUUAAAAGUUUAUAAGUGUAAAGAUGAGCAGUCACGCCAACUUCUCUUGAAUGCACUUACAGCUGUGUUUUUUGCAGAUGCAUACACCAGUCGUGAUCUCCAUAAUGAAACUACUCAGUUUUUCAAGUCGCUUAUACAGUUUUUGAUUCUUCAUACAUUUAUUGAGCCGGAUCCAAAUAUUUCUUUGGAAAAAAAUUCGUUGUCAUCGCCACUGGAUAGUGCUAUUUUGAUAGAUGCAAUUAUUGCUGGUUUGGCUGAUCCUACAAAGGAAAUAUGCCAUUAUGCCGUUGUGCUUUUUACUUUUAUGAAGGAAAUAGCUCUUGCUUCAUUGGGAGAUAUUGAAAAAGUAAAUCGAAUGCCCAUAUUUCAUUAUAUAAUUCAACAAGUCAUUAAACUGUGUUAUAAAGAAGCAUGGCAUAGUCGAUUGGGUGGUUGUACAGCAAUUAAAUAUCUUUGUAGCAGCUUUCCGAGAUCACUGAUUGUCGAAUAUAUUUCCGAUUUGUUAUCUGGGCUUUUCGAAGUGAUUGCUGCUCUCAGGGAUGAAGUAUCUAGUUCGGCUAUUGAUAUUGCGAUAUCUGCAGUAAAUAAACUUGUUCAAAUAUGCUGUGGUGAAAAUGUACUGGCAAGAAAAGAUGAAUUAAUUAAAGUUUUCGUUAUAGUAGCCAUUGAUAAUAUCCAAUCACCUUCCGAAGAUCUGAGAAACUUGUGCAAAUCGAUUUUAUCUGAUAUCGCAACACUAAAUGAGCUUUCUGUAUCAAAGCUUCUGGCAUCAAAAUUACCAGAUCUUGAAAUUUUAUUUCAAACGGGCAUGAAAAAAUUUCAACAAAUGUCUCUUUUCGAUCAAAUAGCGUUUUUGGAUGUAUUUGCUUAUAUUUAUUCAUUAAAUCCGUUGAUUCUCUUCUUUACGAUUGAUGGUGUAGUUGAAUCUGAAUUCGUUGAAGAAUUAAAUGUAAUAUGCAAUGGUGAAGAUUCUGUUUUGCUCGAGAAAUCGAAUUAUCACAUUUGUAAGAUGGAUCCUUUUCUUUUUUGUGCAGGGAAGAAAAUUGAUCUCAACGAAUUGCGUUUUGUUGCUCUAAGAGCUACCAUCGCUUGUUACAUUUCCUCCCGCUUACCUAGCAAACAACAAGAUUGCGAUAAUAAAAAGUAUCAAGGUGAAAAGUGCGAGGCAACUGGCGAUCUUUCUUCUCUUGAUGAGUCGACUUUUUUUGAGAGACACGAUAGAUUGCUCAUCAUUGCGUUAAAAUGCUUGACUAAUGGGAAUCAGCAAAUGCAAGAAGCAGCUUUUCUUGAGCUUCAGAAGUCGGCUGCAAGAGUGCCUUUGAAGUUGGAACUCUUGAAAUCUGAAAUACGUCCUAUGUUAAUGGCUCUUCAGUCACAACGUGCUACCAAUAGUAUUGUUCGUCGGUUACUUUAUCUUGUUCGAUUAACGCCAUAUACUUUUAAUAGUAUGUUCGCCGACCAAUUAUUGACACAUUUUCGUCAGUGGAUCGAUUUGACUCUAUCAGCAGUGACACAAGAUGAUUUGCAAACGGGAAAAAUGCUUUUAGAAAUGCUUAGUAUUCUAACGACCGACGAUGUCCGUUUUAUCGAAGUUGUUAUACCUUUGGUUGCGAAAUGGGAAGCUGCUAUUGUAUUUAGCGAAAAUGAAAAUUGGCGAUAUCCCCUUUUAAAAUUCUUGAUCAAAUGUCCUCUGGAAUCCAUUCGCUUCUUCGUUUCAUCUGAAGGUGUGUCAAAUGAAGGCAUCCGGGAACUCUUUAAGUUCAUGAUAAAACACAAAGAGGGAGAAAGUUUGCGCAAAAUUUUGAUUACUGAUACGAAUUAUUUAACUCGGCUACUUGAUGGUGAAGUUAUGUUCCACGCAAACCAGUGGUUGAAGAGUUCGGUAGGUUUACGUUAUAUGGAAUAUCUAGCAUUGCAACUCAUUUGGUUUAUUGUUAAAACGCAUAAAGAUUGGCUAAAUAAUGAUGCUGAAGCUUUAAUUAAGAAGGUUCAGAAUUUAUGGAAUGAUAACGAUUUUCGAUUACGAUAUUCUGAUAAGGAAUACAUGGAUGAACCACGUUAUGCAGUUCCAAAGCUUGUUGUCUCUAUAUUGCUGCAGUACUUUAGAUCCAAUAUAGAUGAUAUUGAUAUUUUAUUCGACUUAUGUUUCGUAUUUGCUAAAGAUUUUGCCUCCGAUUUCUCUUUCGUUCGUUUAUAUAUUGAACAAGAAAAUUUCUCAAUCUCUUGGCGGCAACGAGCACUAAAACUAAUUGUGAAAAAAUUUGUUCAAAAUCCAUUAACUGCGGAAGAUGAUAACGUUGUUCGGAUGCUGCAAUAUGUUGUCAUUCCUUCUCUUCACUAUGCUUUACAGCGAUGCGAUGUUGAUGAAGUGGUAGGUGCUCCUCCUAAUCCAGAUGUUGUAGACGAGAAUAGUCUUGUUUCACUUGUAUGCGAAAAUAUUAUGAAUAAACCUGAAUACCGAUUCAGCGAUGCUAUGAUGAUCACUUUAUACCAUCUUGGAUGUCUUUUUGUGAGCAACUGUCCAACUCACAUCCACGAUGUUGCCCACAACAAAAAACAAAGUAAUCGCCUUCGUAUUCUGAUGGUACUUGGUUGGCCCUGUCUUCAGCCCCACACGCAAGAUUUGACCAGAAAAUAUAUGGGCCAUCUUCUAGUCGUGCAUAUUAUUAAUAAAUAUAGCAUUAAUCGAAAAAUUGUUUUACGAGUAUUCCAUAUUCUGCUGAAAGCGCAUUUCUCUGAUCCGAGAGAAAUUGUCAAAAAAUGUUUGGACAUUUUAAUUCCAUCAAUACCUCUGCGGAUGGAUGACGGUCAUGCGCAAAUGGUAUCACUCAUUAAGAAAACUAUUAUAGAAGAAGGAAAUAGCGCUCCUCAAUUGCUACAUUGCAUUUCAACUGUGGUUCGGCAAUAUUUAGUAUUCUAUCCAGUACGACAUCAACUCAUACACAUUAUAAUAAAUUCCCUUCAUCGAUUGAUGAUGUUACAAAGCGGUUUAGAUAGUCGUCGGGUCGCACUGGAUGUUUGCGAGAUGGUUAUUAAGUGGGAACAAUAUAGAAUAUCGCAAACUUCGGCAAAUAUGGCUACAGCAUCUGGUGAAGUAAUAUUAGAGGAACAAUCAUCUGCUCAGAAAACAUCUGCUCUUGAAGUUGAAGAAAAUAAAAGCUUGGGGAGCACACAAGUGGUGGGUCAAGUGUAUGCUACAGGGCAAGAUACCAGUAUAAGUGGUUUAUCAAAGGUGUCGUUUGAACAACAACCACCACAAGCGUUAUUACAUUCGAUUUUGCCACAGAAUGGCAUUUCUGACCUCCAUCAACCAAUUAGUAAGAUGUGUUCUGAUCAAGUUAUUGGUAUGCUUUUGAAAAUGGCUGCAUCUGUUCCCGACACUGCUGUUAAUCAACAGGCAAUAUUGUUAGAGCAGUUGACUAAACGCAGUCUUUCCUUGCUGAAAACGUGUCUUCAGCCCACCAUAUGGGGUUUGUCUAUGUCAUUGAAAGCGCAUUGGAUUGAAAAACAACUUUCAUCAAUUGUGGAUACAUCAUCUCAGCAGUUUCGGGAACCAUCUAGUCAACAACUUCAGCAAAUUCAGGGUACUCUUGACAUGCUUACUCAAGUUGUGACUUUCCUUCCUCAGGAAACUGUGGCUCGAAAUAUACAGAUGGUUCAACGUGGUAUUAUACCUUGUCUUAAUUGUCAACUAAAUCCCGUGAUGCGAAGCCUUUACCAGUUAAUUGAUAAAUUAUUUGAACGAACCAAGAGUUCACCAGAAGGCUUGGAUGAAUUGGAUAAUAUCAAUCAAUAUAUUAUCAAAUUUAUAAAUGAUUCAUUUACUAACUAUGAAAAAGGACUGUCGCAUCAAAGUUUUCAAGGCGUAUUUGGAACGAUUCAUCUGUUACGAACUAUUUGCACCAGACAACCUGCCUAUAUUGACACAACAUGUUUGAGUUCGUUCACAAAAGCCGUUCAGAGAAUCGUGCGUGAAUAUAUAACAACAAGCAGUGUAGGGGAGAAUAAAGGACUGGCCGUGGGCGAAUUAAUUAUUUAUUCACUUGAUAUUUUACGACCGAGGAUUCAUGCAGUCAGCGUUGAAGCACGAAGAACUAUUAGCCAAUAUAUACUUCAGCCACUUAUCGAUAAAAUAGUUUUCGAUCGUAUUCUUGAAUCUGUCAUUAAAAUUGUUGAUGAAAUGGUCAGAUCUGGUGAUAAUAAACAGCCAAAUCAUGGAGUUCCCUUGCUGAUUCGAUUAGUGCAAUAUUUCGAUUCCAAUAAAAAACAAGAAAAAUGUCAAGAAAUGCUUUUAAUAUUGCUUGGCACUGUUCUGCAUGUUUAUGAAACGCCUCACUUACGGACACCUGAAACUGUUGCCAAAUUAAACACGGCUUAUUAUUGGGGUUUAUCGAUUAAUGAUGAAUAUUUACGGCAACGCUUUUUCAAACUUUUUAAUUCGCAAGUGCCCAAAAAAGUUUACGAAAGAUUAUAUCAUAUUUUGGCCUUAGAAAAUUGGGAAUAUAUGCAAAGCAACUUUUGGAUAAAACAUUGCAUUAAUUUGAUGCUUGCUUCUAUCAUUGAGGAAAGUCCAACUUGGCAAAUACCGUGGCGUGCCAAUCUUCUCAAUUCUGCGAAGUUUUUGAUACCAGCUGAUUUGAGGCUGAAAACUACAGAAUUUCAGCGGAACACAUUUGAAAAUGAACAAAUGGAUAUGGGCGAACCUGUUGUUACGCAUAGCUUUGGUUCAAUUGUCGAUGAUAUAUUUGAGUUAUUCGUUCAAGCUUCUGAUUUUUGUGUCGCUGAGAUUCUUCCAAAUCUUAUCGAACUCAUUUAUAACGAUGACGAUCUUGCCUCCAAAGUUUGGUCCAAUUUAUUUCCAUCGCUGUGGUCAAAUCUGAGAGUAGCCGAAAGUGCCAGUCUUCAAGCGGAAAUAACACCAUUUCUUGUCUCUGCUGUCCAUUUGCCUCAUAAAGAUCUUCCUAAAUCAGCAUAUAUUGGUCAAACACAUCGCCAGUGGUAUCAAGUAAUUUUAUUGCUCGAAAAACGUCUAUCGUCUAUUCCGGUCAUGCUUAACAAUGAAGCACUGUUCGAUUUAUUCCCAUCUGAUGAAAUGUGUGAAGUAGUCGACGUUUUGUUUAACUUGCAACUGUUGUAUUCUAUGGUAUCGGAACGUGAUCAAUACAUUGCUAUAAUAGCUCGUAGAGCACGAUAUAUAGAGACCGUCAAAGCAAUAAAAUUAUUCAAUCAAGAUAAAUUCGAAGAAACAGUCGAUAUUUUAGGGCAGUUAAUCGACAAAACGCUUCAACAAAUAAAUUCUUCUCAAGAUUCGCGUGACAGGCCUACUCCUAAUUUUUAUCUUGAAUUAAAUGAAUGGCGAAAUUUGUGGAUCGAGUCAACACGUGAAUUAAAUCAUUGGGAUGAACUCUUUACUUAUGCGAAUAGUACUCAGAAUUUGCCUCUUCUCAGUGAAGCUUGCUGGCAUUUACCAAGUUGGACAAAUGCGAAAGAAUGUUUAUCACAGUUGGAAGGGUCAUCAUCGCCUUCAAAUUAUUAUAAGAUCCUUUUCCAGAAAACGAUUUUCACUUUAUAUACACCAGUAAAAGAUGAAGAAAUGAUCGUUUCUAAAAUGGCAGAAAAUUUAUUAAAUGCAGCAAACGAAGAGCUGAUUAAAGAAUGGGCAAGACUCCCCAGUUUUAUUUCAUCAAGUCAUGUCCAUAUUUUACAGGCUAUCCAGAUGUCUCAGGAAAUUCGAGAAGCGACCGUUACGUACAAACAACUCGUUGAGGAUAAGAAUAAAAUCUCGGAAAGCGCUUGGAUGAGUAGCGUUCUCAACUAUUUACGAUCAGUUUUAAAAACGUGGAGGUUUUUAUUUUAUGAUUUUUUAAUUAUACUUUGA
Molecule: messenger RNA, 8928 nt
Organism: Dracunculus medinensis (Guinea worm)
Lineage: Eukaryota; Metazoa; Nematoda; Chromadorea; Rhabditida; Dracunculidae
Source: the annotation of a GenBank genome assembly